This is a messenger RNA of Epithele typhae, 1077 nucleotides long. RefSeq names its product Deoxyhypusine synthase. The record is from RefSeq and is a predicted model, not a curated record. The coding region runs from base 1 to 1077 and encodes 358 amino acids. The transcript is spliced from 6 exons. Gene Ontology annotation, cellular component: cytoplasm. Gene Ontology annotation, biological process: peptidyl-hypusine biosynthetic process. NCBI's taxonomy places the organism in Eukaryota, Fungi, Basidiomycota, Agaricomycetes, Polyporales, Epitheliaceae. Gene Ontology annotation, molecular function: deoxyhypusine synthase activity.
AUGGCCUCUGGAUCCGUCCCCUCUGGCGCAUCAGCCGCGGUCCUCAAGCCGUCUGAACCGAUGCCGGAGUUCGCGGUCUCUGUAGAGGGCCCCAAUUUUGAGGAACAAAUGUCCCUGCAGAAGUUCAUCGCGAGCUACCAACGCAUCGGCUUCCAGGCAAACAGCCUUGGCAAGGCCAUUGACAUUGUCGAUAAGAUGCGCAAGUGGCGGCUGUCGGACGAGCCUAUCAAGGAAGACGAAGCGGACGAGUACCUCUCGCAUGAGGUGCGCGCGAACACCAAGUGCGAUGUGUUCCUGGGCUAUACCUCCAACCUCAUCUCCUCGGGUCUGCGUGAAGUCAUUCUCUACCUCGUCAAACACAAGCACGUCCGUGCUCUCGUGACAACCGCUGGAGGGAUUGAGGAAGACUUCAUCAAGUGUCUCGGCAAAACCUACCUUGCUGAUUUCAACAUAGAUGGCGCGGACCUUCGUCGACGUGGUAUGAACCGCAUCGGUAACCUGCUCGUGCCCAAUGACAACUACUGCAAAUUCGAGGACUGGCUCACUCCUAUACUUGAUGCCAUGCUUGAGGAGCAAAAGGCGUCCGGCCAGGUUUGGACGCCGAGCUCCUUCAUCCGUCGGCUUGGAAAAGAGAUUGACAACGAGGAAUCUGUAUAUUACUGGGCUUACAAAAACAAUAUCCCCGUCUUCUGUCCAGCCUUGACGGACGGCUCGCUCGGAGAUAUGAUCUACUUUCAUUCGUUCCGCAACCCGGGCCUGAUCGUCGACAUUGUACAAGAUAUCCGCAACCUGAACGAGCUCUCGCGACAAUCCAAGAAGGCUGGCAUGAUCAUCCUCGGCGGCGGCGUUUGCAAGCACCAGAUUGCAAACGCCAUGCUGAUUCGUAACGGCGCCGACUUCUCGGUGUAUAUUAACACCGGUCAAGAGUUCGAUGGUUCUGACUCUGGGGCUCGACCGGACGAGGCCGUGUCGUGGGGCAAGAUCCGUGCGGGUUCGGAGUCCGUUAAGGUGUUCGCCGAUGCCACGCUUGUCUUCCCGCUCCUUGUCGCGGCGACUUAUGCACAACCCGACGCAUAG